Messenger RNA from Cyclopterus lumpus (lumpfish), 786 nucleotides. RefSeq names its product chymotrypsin-like protease CTRL-1. The record is from RefSeq and is a predicted model, not a curated record. Gene Ontology annotation, biological process: proteolysis. The coding region runs from base 1 to 786 and encodes 261 amino acids. Gene Ontology annotation, molecular function: serine-type endopeptidase activity. NCBI's taxonomy places the organism in Eukaryota, Metazoa, Chordata, Actinopteri, Perciformes, Cyclopteridae. The transcript has 7 exons.
AUGUUCUUGCUAGUCAGUUGUUUAGCUCUUGUGGCCUCUGCACUGGGGUGUGGAGUACCUACUAUCAAGCCCCAAGUGAGCGGAUACAACAAGAUUGUAAAUGGGCAGAGUGCUGUUUCUGGGUCCUGGCCUUGGCAGGUUUCUCUUCAGGAUGGUCGUGGAUUCCACUUCUGUGGAGGUUCCCUGAUCAACCAGUACUGGGUUGUCACUGCCGCUCACUGCCGUGUGUCUCCUAGAAGCCACCGUGUUAUCCUGGGAGAAUAUGAUCGUCAGAGCAACGGUGAGCAAAUUCAGGUCAAGUCCAUUUCCAGGGCCAUCACUCACCCCUACUACAACGCUCAGAACUUCAACAAUGACAUCACCCUCCUGAGGCUGUCAUCCCCAGUGCAGAUGGCAUCCCGUGUGUCUCCUGUGUGCCUGGCCUCUUCCAGCACCAGCAUUCCCUCUGGAACCAAAUGUGUCACCACUGGGUGGGGCAAGACCGGCCAAACCUCAAGCCCCCGCUACCUCCAGCAGACUGCCCUGCCUCUGCUCACCCCUGCUCAGUGCAAGCAGUACUGGGGUUCUAACAGAAUCUCUGAUGCCAUGAUCUGUGCUGGUGCUUCUGGAGUGUCCUCCUGUCAGGGUGACUCUGGUGGCCCUCUGGUCUGUGAGAACAGUGGAACGUGGUCCCUUAUAGGUAUUGUGUCCUGGGGUACCUCAAACUGCAACGUGCGCACCCCUGCAGUGUAUGCCCGUGUGUCCUACCUGCGAAGCUGGAUUGACCAGACUGUUGCUUCCAACUAA